Molecule: messenger RNA, 1410 nt
Organism: Camelina sativa (false flax)
Lineage: Eukaryota; Viridiplantae; Streptophyta; Magnoliopsida; Brassicales; Brassicaceae
Source: RefSeq, a predicted model, not a curated record
AUGUCUCCUCCGAAAUCCUCGUCGGGUAAACCCACAAAACCCCUGAUUCCAGGCGUUUUUGGCCCUCACCCGCCAUCAAUUCUCUCGGCGGAGAAUAUAGCCGAGAUUAGGGGAUCCACUGGGAUUCCCUCGGAGAUCGAGAUUAGGUUCCCGAAGGUUCACGAGUCUCCGGAGAAUCCUCCCCCGGGGUACUAUUGCGCGUUCAAGAUAUUUUUCUCCGCGUGUGGUCUGUCGUUUCCCCUUCCCGAACUCAUCGUGAAGAUGAUGUUCGAACUGGGCUUUGCUCUCCCCCAGAUGUGCCCGAACUUUGUCCGAACCGUCAUGUGUCUUCAAACUCUGGGGGAAGAGUUUGACUACAAACUAUCCCUGGCCGACUUUCUUCAAGUGUACACGGUGAAGACAGGUCGCACCAAGGGCACGCUCUACGUAAGUCCGCUUUCCGGACUGAAGGUCUUCGACGACCUUCCUGAGAAAGAUGAGAAGUGGCGGAAGUCUUACUUUUUCUUCCUGGUCAACGAGCUCACUUUUGGCCACCUCGCAAAUUCACACAUAUCGAAGUGGACUUCGAAAAUUGACCACUUCGAGCGCGGGUUGCUUUGCCCUACUUUCGUGGAGUUUUUCUCGCGGUUCUGCAGCCAGGGUCAGAUCGCCUGGGACUCAUUUUCGUGUGAAAGGAUUAGAGAAUCCACAACGCGGCUCAGGGGACGUUCUCUCGUUUGCUCCGACCCCAUAAGCACUUCGGAGAUGAAUUAUAGAGAGGAAAGGGCCUCCCAACUCGCCGAGAAGGAUGCGAAGUUGAACAUGGCGGCAGCGCUUGCCGAGGGCAAAGCUCGCCUCCCUAAGAAGUGUGGUCCCUCUUCCUCUGAGGUAGACGGGACUUCAGCACCCCCUGCUGGCCCUUCCGAGCCUCUUACGGGGGCUUCCGGGCUCCUGCCUAGUUCGCCCGGGCCUGCCGUAAUUGUCGUAGCGGACUCUAGUGAUGAGCCGCGAGAGGUUAUUACUCCCUCCGUCGAGGUCAGCUCCCAGCGGGCGGACUCGUCCAAAAAGAGGAAGGAACCUGAGACUUCCUCGCCUCUUCGCGAGAAGAGCCGAGCUCGGACUGGUUCGUCAGGGGACGAGCGAGUUCCCCCUGUAUCCCCAGCUGAUCUGAUGAGGAGUUACACUCGGCCAGGAGUUCGGGUUCCGGCGUUUGCAGACAUGUCCGAACUCAACCGUGCGAACUUCUUCCGCUUCGCGGACAAGAUUGGCGAGACCACUUCGAGCGCGGGUUGCUUUGCCCUACUUUCGUGGAGUUUUUCUCGCGGUUCUGCAGCCAGGGUCAGAUCGCCUGGGACUCAUUUUCGUGUGAAAGGAUUAGAGAAUCCACAGCGCGGCUCAGGGGACGUUCUCUCGUUUGCUCCGACCCCAUAA